AUGGGAAAUGCUUGUAUUAAAGAGCGUUUGGAUAGGGCCCUCUGCUCACAAACCUGGAUUGAUCGAUUCCCUGAAACCUUGAUUAAACAUUUUACGGACCAAGGCUCUGACCAUAGAACCCUCCUCCUGUCGGAUAAACCUUAUAGGCGGCAUAACCGGCCACUCUUCCGAUUUGAUGCCCGUUGGGCGGACAACCCGGAAGUAAGGGCUAUGGUUAGUUAUGUCUGGCAGGAGGACAUCCAGGGAACCCCUAUGUUCUGCCUUUGGGAGCGCCUGAAAAAACUUCGCCAUCUCCUGUACGAUUGGAGUAGAGCGGGUACGACUAACUCCUUGCGGAAUAUUCGUACCCUUCAGAGUGAAAUUGAUAGGGUUAAACUGGUUCAUCCUAUUGACUGGAAUAUGGUCCGGGGGCUGGAGGUUGAGUUGAGCCGGCAAUGGGAGGCGGAUGAACUAUACUGGCAGCAGAAGUCCAGGGUCCACUGGCUGAAAAAGGGUGAUAAAAACACGUCCUACUUACAUACUGUGACUAGGGCCCGUCGUAAGAGAAAUUUUGUGGCUGGCCUUCACAAUGACAAUGGGGAGUGGGUUACUGAUGAGAUUGGAAAAGCUGGAAUUGCUACUUUCUUCUAUCAGCACCUGUUUGCUUCAGAGAACCGAGUGGACAAUAUGGAUGAGCGGGUGGCAUCCUUGCCUAUUGACCGUUGUGUUACCCCUGAGAUGAAUGCCGGCCUCACGGCCGAGGUACUCCCUUCCGAGGUGCGAAAAACAGUAUUUGCCAUGGGAUCUAAGCAGGCUCCGGGGUCCGAUGGCUUCACUGGGAAGUUUUUUAAGGCUUUCUGGGAUAUCGUGGGUGACUCGGUGACGGUGGCAGUGUGCUCUUUCUUUGCUACUAGUCGUAUGCUUCGUAGUUUCAACCAUACGUGGCUCACGUUGAUUCCCAAGGUUGAUAAUGUGGAAACUAUGCGGCACCUGCGCCCAAUCAGCCUAUGCCAGUUCGUUUACAAAAUUAUUACUAAGAUCAUGGCGGAGCGUCUUGCCUGCCUUUUGCCUAUGAUUGUCCCAGAUGGUCAGAAUGCCUUCAUCCGAGAACGUCAAAUUGUUGAGAAUGUUCUCCUGGGGCAUGAAUUGAUGCAUUAUCUUAAGAUCAAAACGCGAGGUAAGAAAGGGUACACGGCUCUAAAGGUUGACAUGGAAAAGGCCUAUGAUAGAGUCGAAUGGCCCUUCCUCCUCGCGGUUUUGGAUAAGAUGGGCUUUAAUUCUACAUGGCAAGGGUGGAUUCGAGAGUGCCUUCGGUCCUCAUCCUUUUCUGUGCUUAUGAAUGGAACUCCUUCGGGUUUUUCACUCCUUCAAGGGGGCUUCGACAGGGGGAUCCUCUCUCUCCGCUCUUAUUUGUGCUCUGCACGGAAGGCUUUGCAGCCCUCCUUCGCAAAGCUAUCACAAAUAAGAAGUUGGAGGGGUUAA
Messenger RNA from Linum trigynum, 1461 nucleotides. Lineage: Eukaryota; Viridiplantae; Streptophyta; Magnoliopsida; Malpighiales; Linaceae. The record is from the annotation of a GenBank genome assembly.